This is a messenger RNA of Lentinula edodes (shiitake mushroom), 507 nucleotides long. RefSeq names its product translationally controlled tumor-associated. Gene Ontology annotation, molecular function: calcium ion binding. Gene Ontology annotation, cellular component: cytoplasm. The transcript has 7 exons. The record is from RefSeq and is a predicted model, not a curated record. Bases 1 to 507 code for a protein of 168 amino acids. NCBI's taxonomy places the organism in Eukaryota, Fungi, Basidiomycota, Agaricomycetes, Agaricales, Omphalotaceae.
AUGCUACUGUACAGCGAUGUUGUCUCUGGAGACGAGAUGUUCUCCGAUGCUUUCCCACUAAAAACUGUCGGCGAUAUCGUUUAUGAAGUUGACUGCUCCUUGAUCACUGUCAAAGCUGGGGCUGAUGUAGAUAUCGGUGCCAACCCAUCAUCUGAGGAUGCAGAUGAGGCCCUUGAAGAUGGAGCAACACAAGUCAACAACGUUGUUUACUCUUUCCGUCUUCAAUCCACGUCGUUUGACAAGAAAUCCUAUCUCACUUACCUCAAGGGUUACAUGAAGAAAAUCAAAAACCAUCUACAGGCAGUCAAUCCUGACCGUGUGGAGCCUUUUGAGAAAGACGCGGCCGCUUUUGCAAAAAAAGUUGUCGCAAAUUUCAAAGAUUAUGAAUUUUACACCGGUGAGGGCAUGGACCCUGACGGUAUGGUGGCACUGCUUAAUUACAGGGAGGAUGGCGUCACCCCCUACUUCACAUUCUGGAAAGACGGACUGAAGGAAGUGAAACUUUGA